Paecilomyces variotii is the source of this 1600-nucleotide messenger RNA. Its product is annotated as purine nucleoside phosphorylase I, inosine and guanosine-specific. Gene Ontology annotation, biological process: nucleoside metabolic process. The record is from RefSeq and is a predicted model, not a curated record. NCBI's taxonomy places the organism in Eukaryota, Fungi, Ascomycota, Eurotiomycetes, Eurotiales, Thermoascaceae. Gene Ontology annotation, molecular function: purine-nucleoside phosphorylase activity. Gene Ontology annotation, cellular component: cytoplasm. The coding region runs from base 330 to 1283 and encodes 317 amino acids. The transcript has 8 exons.
ACAACCAAUAAAAACUUACAGAGUGCUAGCACCAACCAGCAGAAUCAUCCCAGUAGUCAAGCAGUAUUAGACUCCCCACUAUGACCUGCGAAUUGAUAGUUGUGGGUUGAGGCUGCCUUGCUUCAUAUCGGCAGACAUUAUUAUUAUCCGACGGAGAACACCAGCAAGGAAUUGGAAUCUCAUACAAACUUCUGCAUCUGUCACUGUUCACUGGCCCAGAUCUGCGAAAAAUCACACUGUGUACAAUUCGCAUCUGUACAUUACUAUUCACCAAAUCAUUUUCGGGGCUUUGGACAUCAUUUUCUGCUACUUACGUCCGUUGACCAACCAUGGCUGAGUUUGGACGUGGCUCAACCUGCUUUGAACAGGCGAAAGAAGCUGCCGCUUUUCUUGAAAGAGGCCUUCCAGAUGGUCUGCGAAGCCCCAAGGUUGCAGUUAUUUGCGGCUCAGGGUUAGGCGGGCUUGCAAAUACUAUCCAGGAAGCUUCAAAGGUCGAAUAUGAAUAUUCAUCGAUACCACACUUUCCUCUUCCUACCGUGUCUGGACAUGCGGGUAAGUUGGUUUUCGGAUAUCUCGGUCAUAAUAUUCCGGCAGUCUUGAUGGUUGGCCGUGUGCAUUAUUAUGAAGGCCAUUCUAUGGAGAAAGUUACAUUUCCGAUCCGUGUUUUUAAACUCCUUGGUGUAAAGACACUAGUCUUGACCAAUGCUGCAGGAGGCCUGAAUUCAGAAUACGCGGUGGGAGACAUUGUGGUCAUAAAUGAUCAUCUUUUUUUGGCCGGCUUGGCAGGAUCACAUCCACUGCGGGGUCCCAAUGCGGACGAAUUUGGAGUUCGCUUCCCACCGAUGUCAGACGCCUACGAUCUCGAACUCCGUCGCUCCACGCACCGAGCCUGGGAGAAGCAAGUUUCUCCUGAGAGCAAGCGAAGACUGCACGAGGGAAUAUAUGCAUUCGUCGGAGGCCCAAGUUAUGAAACAAGAGCAGAAUGCCGAAUGCUCAGACAGCUCGGCGCCGACAUUGUCGGAAUGUCAACAGUGCCGGAGAUUGUAGUAGCCAGGCACUGCGGACUGCGAGUGUUGGCACUGAGCCUGGUCACGAACAACGCAGUGCUUACUCCAGUCCCACGUGGCGAUGACCACCUCCUUCAACAUUCGAGUGCAAACCAGCUGGACACAAUCUUGGGUGAGGGAAAGGCGAACCAUGAGGAAGUUCUAGAAGCUGGUCGUCUAGCGGCCGUCGACAUGCAGAAACUGGUUGCACAGGUCAUCUCUGACACCUUCGAGUGAAGUCGAAGAGAAGGAUGGUUUUUGAGGUGAGAUAAUUGAGCCCAGCUAGGAGAUCAAUUGUUAUUAGUUCACCAGGCAAUUUUUCGGUUUCUUAAGAGUCGCGGCAUGAUCUAGUACAAGACCUGCUAGAACGUCUUUAAAAAACCUGCACAUCUACCUCUUUCGUCUCUUUGCUAGUAAGUUCUUAUAGUAAGACUUCUUACCACUGGUCUUGGCGGCUUGAAUGUCUCUGUACUUAGCUGUGAAACGCCCAGACUGUCGUUCCGCAGCCAUAGCCUCGCCAACGAAAGUUCUCUUGCGCUCUUUCUUUGGUAUUC